Molecule: messenger RNA, 1511 nt
Organism: Hyposmocoma kahamanoa
Lineage: Eukaryota; Metazoa; Arthropoda; Insecta; Lepidoptera; Cosmopterigidae
Exons: 2
Coding region: 53-1384 (443 amino acids)
Source: RefSeq, a predicted model, not a curated record
UCCAAGGUUUCCGAUUUUCAGCGUCCACAAUUGUGAAUAUGUUACAUAUAACAUGCAGUCGAUGUUGCAUUUGGUUAUUCUGUCAAUAUAUUUAACUUCGACAAAUUCGUACUUAGAUUUCAGCGAUUUAAGGCGACGUAUAAUUUCGCAAAUUCAACGACAUCAAUCGCUAAGAAAUAAUAAUAACUAUUUUGAUAAUGAUGCAAGCUCUAAAUACGGCCCAUGGAUCGGAGAUAAAGAAAUCAUGCGAGCUCGUUCGGAAGACACAGAAAACUAUAAUCACCAUAAAGCUGAUGUAAGCGCAAUUGAAGACAGGAAUGACAUCACGAAGGCACGCCAAAAGGCUCUAGUGUUAUCUAAAGCGAAAGGCAAAGAAGCAGAGUUAAAUGAGUUAAACGUGCUAGAAAGUGGGGAUUUGAAUAACCGCAAAAUGCGCUAUCAUAUGGAUCCCGUAUUUAAUGUAUUACGAAGUGGAAGCUUGAGAAGGUACUUAGACGAUGACGACUCUGAAAUCGUAAGCUCUAGCAGGGAACUUGGAGAUUUCAAAGAACAAUUUAAGGACCUAUGGCUUCAGAAGAAGUAUGAAGCACUAAAUUCUUCAUUACCACCUGGAGACCAAGUCAACAUGGUGGCUGCUCGCCCUUGGGGAGUAAAAUGCGGUGAUCCAAAUCAGCACGAUAUGCCUUGGGGGACAUGCAUGUUGGCCGCGGAAUGUGAUGCUGAAUAUCGCAUAUUUAGAGGCGACAUCUUCUGCGGUCGCACUUCAUUUGGCUGCUGCGCUCUCGAGGUUGCGACUUACGACAUGUAUCAAGGGUUUGACUUAUCAUUUGAGGAUAAAGGCUUGUCAACGGACACUGAGGAGAUGCAGCACGAUGAAAACAAAAACACGAAAAAAAAAGAUACUGAAAAAGCCAAGAAGAAGCGGAAAGACGCCAGGGCGAGGCGUAAAAAGAGAAUAAAAAAAAAUAUAAAGAAGAUUAUGAAAGAAAUCAAUAAAAUUCUCAAUAGAAUCUAUCAAAAUUCUUCGAAGCAGAGGAAGAAGAGGUCGAAGCAGAUGAGGAACUUAAUUAAAAAAUUGAAGUCUGAAUAUAAAAAGGAUCGGCUCGCUGUUAAAGAUCUUCACGAGGAGUAUAUGAUAAAAAUAGAUGCGGCAUUGAUGAAGAAGCUUUACGAAAUAAAGAAUAUGAAUACCGAAUUCAUGAGAAACGCGACUUUUGCGAGCAUAGUGGUGAAUGGCACAAUGUCGAAGGAGGGGGCGAGGAUGUUGAUUCAGGCGUAUCCGGAGCUGGAAACUUACAUGAGCAAAGCGCGCCGCUCCAGCGGUGGGAAUAAUACCGCAGACUAUUUAGAGUAUGACGUAGAGUACGGUUUCCUUUAUUAUUAGGGUCCAUUCUUAGAAUAAUAACGCAUAGAAUGAUAGUUUCAUAUCAAACGAACUGUCACAAGUGAGGCAAAAAUCAAAUUCAUGUAGGCUAGUUUUAGUAGUAGGUUAAUUUUCGGUUUUAGUGAAU